This is a messenger RNA of Parastagonospora nodorum SN15, 2856 nucleotides long. RefSeq lists its product as hypothetical. Bases 1 to 2856 code for a protein of 951 amino acids. Gene Ontology annotation, molecular function: ribonucleoprotein complex binding; mRNA 3'-UTR binding; selenocysteine insertion sequence binding. Gene Ontology annotation, cellular component: ribonucleoprotein complex. The transcript is spliced from 2 exons. Gene Ontology annotation, biological process: selenocysteine incorporation. The record is from RefSeq and is a predicted model, not a curated record. Lineage: Eukaryota; Fungi; Ascomycota; Dothideomycetes; Pleosporales; Phaeosphaeriaceae.
AUGUCAGGCCCAGUUGCAACCGCCCGCCCUGUGCAGGCUCUUCGUCUGCGCCGUGAAUCGCAGAGACCUGGCGUUGCACGUGCGGCCACGAGACCAAGCAACAUGGAGGACGAGAGCGCGAAGGCUGACCCCAGGCGCUAUGUCUACACCCAGGAAGAGAUUCUGGCGCGGCACAAGGGCAAGCCGCCGUCGCUGCGCAUCUUCCUGCACCCGAAGCACUUUCGCAUCAACGACUCGGCCGACAUGCUCGACUACUCCUCGCCCAUGCGCGAGAUACUCGAGCACGUGAAGACGAGGACCAUCCCCCACAACAUGGCCGAGGACUUCUAUGCCGCCGACAUCCCCUUCUACGACAAUUGCCUGAUCGUCGAGCUGCACGACUUUCGCUCGAGCGGCGUGAAGCCCAGAGACGACACAAACAGCCUGGGCGAGAGCGGCAAGAGCGCCUUCUCCAUACACAACUACAACAGCUUCAUCACCCCCUCGCCGCACGCCCCCUAUCCGACCAACAAGGCCGACGCAAAGGCCAGCCAGACCGAAGCGCAGGCCAAAGAUGCUGCUGUCAAGGAGGACAAGGAAAACAUGCCCGCCCCAAACCAGAACGGCGUGUCCCAGAAACAGGCUGUCAAACCGCGCAUCUGGACGAGAGUGCUCUUCCCAACCCCGCAGUCCCACCUGGCCGAUAUCCAGUUGCUUGCGACUACGCCAAUGCCUGAUGCCGCUACGCUCAAGAGAAUGCAAGCCGCAGGAAGAGCGGGAGCCAUGCCGCCGACCCCCAUGACUGCGGUCCCCCCAACGCCGACCUUCUCGAACGGACCCAGCCCGAAGCGCCAGAAGAUGGUUCUUGACGACAGUAACGUCCAUGAGUUCGAAUCUGAGCUGUAUAAUGCCACCUGUCCAAAGCUGCAUCUCGAGCCGACCAAGAGCUUUGCCGAAUCACUGGCGCUCAUGGAAGCCAUUACGCAUCCGAACAACAAGAACGAUGCGCCAGUGCGAAAGACUCGGAAGCGCACGACGGCCGAAUUGCAGGCCGACGAGGCCGAGGCUGCCGCGACGCAGCGCUUCAUGCUUGCUGGUGACGAACAGCAGGCGAACAUGGCCACCACUGCAACGGGAGGUGACGAGGGUGCCGUGCGAGCCAACAACACACAAAACUUUUCUCGUCUGAAGACGCUUGCUACUAUCAAAGCUAAUCACGAAGAGGCGGACCGGCGCAAGAAGGAAGAGGACGCCCGCAUAGCUCAAGCCAAGAGGCAAGCACAAAUCGAAGCAGAAGCCCAGAAGAGAAGGGAUUUGGAAACGAAUCGACAGCAAGCCGAGAAUCAGGAGAGACAGCAACUUCUCUUGCGCCAACAAGCAGCCCAGCAGCAGGCACUUCAACAGAACCAGCUCCAGCAAAACGAAGCCCUUCGCGCAGCCACCCAAGCCCAACAAAUGGCGAAUACCACCGCUGCACAAUUGUCCCAAACACCGCAAUCAGCUACUCAACCACAAUUUCCGCCUGUUGUUCAAAACGGGACGCCCAUGGCUUCCGCUGCCUCUCCGCGUGUUGGUCUCCAGGCUUCCCACGCCAUGGGCGGCACACCCAUGGUCGCAACCGCAUCGAAUCACACCAUUGCUAGUCCUGCUCGUCCACCUUCUGUUGUGUCACACCAGCAGAUGGCGCGCUCUGCCAGCCAACAGCAGAACAUGAGUAGGACAGGCACGCCACAGAUGGUUCAAGGGACACCUGUGAUGAAUGCUGCCAUGCCGAACCGCAACAUGACGCCAACUCCUGCUCGCAUGAGCCAGGGCAGCCCGCCAAUGGCCAUGUCGGGUGGCACUCCGCUCAUGAUGCAUACUCCUCAACCCGCUAGUCAGAACAUGACGCCAGAACAAAUGCAACAGAUGCAGAACCAGCAUUUGAUGCAGCAGCAAAUGCUCCAGCAACAACGCAUGCAGCAGGCCGGCGGUUCUCCUAGUAUCCAGCAGCAGCUACAGAACCUUGCCGUGCAGAAAGCUCAGACGCAGAUUACACAGCAGGGUGUACCCGCGGGACAAAACGCACACCAGUACCAGCAGGCUCUAGCCCGCCGCUUCUUCCAACAAAUGCAGCAACAACAGCAGCAGCAACAGCAGCAACGAGCUAUGCAGAACAUGUCCCCACAAGGCAGCCAACAGGGCGCAAACCCCACGAACAUGAACCUCCAACAGCUACGUCAUCACCACCAACAGCGCAAGAUGGCACUCCUCGCCCAAUACGGACAACAGCAAAACAUUCCCCAGCCAGAACUCGUUCGCCUUCGCCAACUCGAACAAGCCAUCAUGUCCCGCUCGCAAGCCGAACAACAAGCCAGUCAAAUGCAGCUCAUGAACAACGGCAUGUCCACACCCAUGCAACAGCAAAUGCAACAGCAAAUGUCCAACAUGCCCAACAUGCCCAACGGUGCCCAGCCCACAAACCCCAUCCAAAUGCAAGCCUACCAGCAAAUGCUGCAACAGCAACGCGCCCAGCAGGCCCGCAGCCAGCAAAUCAUGGCUAUGCGCCAACAGGCGAUGCAACAAGGCGGCCAAUUACCCCAGGGCAUGAUGGGAAUGAACGGCAUGCAGGGAAUGAAUGGCGGCCAGGGCAUGCAGGGAAUGAAUGGAGGCCAAGGCAUGCAGGGUAUGAAUGGAGGCCAGGGCAUGCAGGGCAUGAAUGGCAUGAACAUGCAGCAAAUACAGCAGAUGCAGCAAUUGCAGGGCAUGAACAUGAAUCAGAUGAAUCAGCAGCAGGUGCAGCAGAUGAUGAUGAUGCGGCAGGCGCAACAGCAGGCACAACAGCAGGCGCAGCAGCGCAUGGGUCAGCAGGGCGGCGAUAUGAACUGGAAUGGCUGA